Molecule: messenger RNA, 953 nt
Organism: Podarcis muralis (Common wall lizard)
Lineage: Eukaryota; Metazoa; Chordata; Lepidosauria; Squamata; Lacertidae
Source: RefSeq, a predicted model, not a curated record
UCCACAUACUUUAUGUAAUUAAUGAAGUGAUUCAUGCCAUUAAUCUUGGAGAUACUAAUACUGUGGUAAUGGCGGAAGUUGCAUUACGGCUAACAUCAGUGAUGGAGACUAUUGCAGACUUCACAAUCAAAUGUGGAACCACAUCAGUGCCAAUAGAAAAAAAUGAUGCUGCAUUGGUUUUGGAAUACUGUGUUGAAGAGGUGCCUUCAUUAAUACAGAAAUCUCCAUCAGAACAGUUGCAUUUGGCUUAUGAGUACCUGGACAGAGCAAUUAAUGCAAUGAAUCGAGCUCGCCUAAUUACUCUUUUACCUGAUGGUACAUCGGUGCUUGAUAACUGCUGCAAAAAGAAUUGGAACAAAUGGUCAGCAUAUGACAUCAAUGAAAAAUCCGUAAUAGGAAACAAUUUUAUUAUGGAUUUACACAUUGAACUUAUUCAGGCUCAGCAUCGAGUGGCUGUUAAACUUCUUAACUUGCCACAAGGCAUUCAGAGUGGUGGUAAAAAUAUCAAAUCAAAGGCCACUGCAAAGAAUCUACACCAGUUCAAACAUUUAACAGAACAAGAUGUAACAAAUAAAAUAAAGAAGAAUAAAUUGUCCAGGGCUCUCUAUUUGAUGCAGAAGGCUACACUGAUGCCAGUAGGGGCAGUCAGUUCUUCCCCAAAACAGCUGCUUGAGAUUGCAUGGUACUGUAUUUUUGGACGUGUAGCAGAAGGAUGUAACCCAAAAGUCCGGUUGAAUAAUUACAGCCUUAAGAAUACAGCAGAAGUGGUACCAUUUGAUGAAACUUGCAUCUUGGAAGUAGAAGACUUAGAGCCCAACCAGAGUUACAUAUUUGCAGUUGCGGCAUAUGACUCAGAUGGAAAUCUUAUCAGUGAUAGCAUUGGAGAAACACUAAAGCCAAUUCUUGCAUACCCUCCUCUUUCUGCUGCUGCUGUCCGAGCAUACCUGAUUCAG